This is a messenger RNA of Eupeodes corollae, 1728 nucleotides long. RefSeq names its product otefin-like. The record is from RefSeq and is a predicted model, not a curated record. The coding region runs from base 215 to 1522 and encodes 435 amino acids. The transcript has 2 exons. NCBI's taxonomy places the organism in Eukaryota, Metazoa, Arthropoda, Insecta, Diptera, Syrphidae.
CCGGCUGCUUGGACCCUGGAAUGCAAGUUUGAAAUAUCAAAACGUUAACGAAAAAUACGAGAUUUCCAAGCAUAUUUCAUAUUUUUGUGUUGUGUUGCGUUUGGAUUUGGAGAAGAAAAUAAAUUAAAUUUAGAAAAAAGUUUUAUUUAUUAAUAAAUUAUUUUUAAACACUUAUUUAUUUAUCAACUAAUUGUAAUUUAAUUUGCACCUAAAGAUGUCUGACGACAAUUUGGAAAGCCUUGAUAAUGCGUCACUUCGCAAAAAGUGCCUCGAAUUCGGACUACCUAAUGUUCCAAUCACCGAUACAAGCCGCAAACUUCUCAUACGUAAGCUGCGUGUUGCUAUGAACGGAGAAGUAGAUGAUAAAAAGAAGAAUCGACGAGAAACCAUUCACGUCACGAAGAUUCCUUCGCUCGUCGAAUCAAAUGUUAAUGCUGUUGUGGAAGAUGCACCCAAACGCCCCCCAAGUCGCAUAAAUCGUCGGACAAUAGCAGCCACAAGUGUCACAUCAACUGUUGACGACACAAGUCUGCCAGAGUCCUCUAGGCCAGAACCAAUCACAGAACGAAGACGUUCUGUUCGAGCACAGGCCGAAACGGAGGCUCCCGCGCCUGUAAUUGCAGUAUCGCAGAAACGCAAGACGGCUGCGGUUCUUGCUGAAGAGGACGAAGACGAUGAUGAUGUGAUUUUGUUGGAAGCGGCUGAGCAAAGCGAGAGAGAAAUCAUCAUUCCACGAGGCCGACGAUCGGUUUCGCUAUCCAAAACUGGAGUGGUCACAACUUCGUACAGCCAAGAAACGGUCGCAGCUCCACCACCACCACCGACAGUCAACGAAACAGAAUCCGAGUCGGAGUACGAUUUCACAUCAAAGUAUGCAAGUCUGUAUGAGCCCAUUGCUCGCCCCUUGACACAAUCUCAGCCGCUGAUGCGUGACACAUCGUACGGCCUAUCCGAGCCCAAAGUUGUCGUCGAACCGGAUAACCAAACAUUGUCCUUCCGUACCACUUCCGUGAACUCGAUGUCCAUCGAGCCUGAAAAAGUAUACAACAAACCAUCAUUGCCUGCUGCCUCGCGUUAUAGUUCAUUAGGAUCUGGGUACUCGUCCAACACGGCGUCAUCAAUCACCACAUCCACCACACGGCGCUACACCAGUGGCGGCUAUGGAACAACCAAUACUCCAGCACCAAAAUACUCGAGCAUGUAUGAUGACCAAGAAGAGAAUGAUGAAAAUCAACCGGAGACUCCGUACCUAAGUGACUUUGCCAGAAAACUGGAACGCCUGAAGGCGGAACCACUGGUCAAAGGAGCUGAGACGCCUCGCAAUGUUCCAAUGAAGCGCGAAACUCAACGCUUCCACUCAUCGAUCUCAGGCCGACGGAGCACAAUGCAGACAGAUUCUGUUGCCGAUUCUUUUAAGAACUUCUUGUUUGCCUUGGAUCGCAAAUAUAAACUGAAGAGAAAUUUCUCGAUUCUUUUCGUGGUCAUUUUGAUCCUUUUUAUUUAUAUUGUUUUUAUUAAUUGAGAGGUUCUUCUUACUCAUCAUUAAUUUGGGGGAAGUGAGGAGACUGGAGAAGGGCUUCUUUAUAUUAUUUAAUUAAUGUUCUUAUGCUUAUUUCAUUCUUCAAUUAAAUUUUUCUUUGCUAAUAAAACCAUUUGAGUGUUUACUGUAAAAAAUAAUUAUAAAAUGUAAGAAAUUGAUUUUCAUUAAAAAUAAUUCAUAACAAAAAA